Messenger RNA from Gekko japonicus, 1394 nucleotides. RefSeq names its product heparan sulfate-glucosamine 3-sulfotransferase 1 (gene HS3ST1). The transcript has 2 exons. The coding region runs from base 224 to 1159 and encodes 311 amino acids. The record is from RefSeq and is a predicted model, not a curated record. Gene Ontology annotation, molecular function: [heparan sulfate]-glucosamine 3-sulfotransferase activity. NCBI's taxonomy places the organism in Eukaryota, Metazoa, Chordata, Lepidosauria, Squamata, Gekkonidae.
CCGCCCGGGCAGAUGGCACAGCCGGAGCCGCCGGUCCGUCGAGCCCGCCGGAGCAGCCCGCGGCCGGGCAGGCAACGCCGCGCCGCCUUCCCCAGUGAAUAAUCUACUUAAGGAAGAUACCUUUGCUCUCCAAGAGGUCAUUCGGCUUCCAAGGGGGCCCAUUGCAGCACUUCCUUCAUGUCUCGUUUGCUGGCUCUGUGACAGAAGACUCCGGGCCUCCGCCAUGGCCGUGGUUUUGCUGGGAGCAGCCUUGCUUAUUGUUCAGCCUCAGGCAGUGCCUUCAAGACCAACUGUCAGCUCUAAGGGUGAAGCUACAGCAGAACCGGCUCAGAAAGAGCCCUUUAAGAAAAGCGACUUCAAAGAGACCAUCUGCCCAAAUGGGACAUUCCAGCAACUUCCGCAAACUGUCAUCAUUGGAGUCCGGAAAGGUGGAACCAGAGCCCUGCUGGAGAUGCUGAGCCUCCAUCCAGAUAUAGCAGCAGCGGAAAGUGAAGUCCAUUUUUUUGACUGGGAAGAGCAUUUUGGAAAUGGAUUGCAGUGGUAUGCUAACCAAAUGCCGUUCUCUUAUCCGCACCAGAUAACGGUAGAGAAAACCCCAGCGUAUUUCACCUCCCCUAAAGUGCCUGAAAGAGUUUAUAGCAUGAACAAGCUCAUCAGAUUGCUGCUUAUUUUGCGGGACCCCACUGAUAGAGUGUUGUCGGACUACACGCAAGUGUUCUUCAACCACAUGCAAAAGCGUAAGCCAUAUCCCUCCAUCGAAGAGUUCCUAGUUAAAGAUGGAGAACUCAAUGUGAACUACAAGGCAAUAAACCGGAGCUUGUAUUACGUUCACAUGCAAAACUGGUUGAAGUAUUUUCCUCUGGAUCACAUUCACAUUGUAGACGGCGACAAGCUGAUCAAAGAUCCCUUCCCAGAAAUAGUAAAGGUAGAAAGGUUUUUGAAGUUGAUGCCUCAGAUAAAUGCUUCAAACUUUUACUUCAAUAAAACAAAAGGUUUCUACUGCCUAAGAGACAGCGGUAGGGACCGGUGUUUACAUGAGUCGAAAGGAAGAGCACACCCGAAAGUAGAUUCGGUUUUACUGGAAAAACUGCACGGAUAUUUUCAUGAACCUAAUCGGAAGUUUUUUGAGCUUGUGGGCAGAACGUUUGAUUGGCACUAGAUGUGGUGGUCGGUUAGAGGACGUUCUGGGGAGCUCAGGGUGCUCCAGUGUGCAUUUAGAAGAGAAGGGCAUGUAAGCUAUAAUUUAUUUGUAAAAUCCAUACAUUACUUCAGUACAGUAUUAGAUUAAUAAUUUCCAUAUAAACUAGUAAUAUUUUUCUACUUGUUAAAAAAAUUUUGUAAUGUUUUUCAUGGUUGUUAACACCGUGUAUUAUGUCUAUAUGAAGAAACAAACU